Molecule: messenger RNA, 2447 nt
Organism: Blepharisma stoltei
Lineage: Eukaryota; Ciliophora; Heterotrichea; Heterotrichida; Blepharismidae
Source: the annotation of a GenBank genome assembly
AUGCUUCGCAGAGCAACUCUGAAUUUCUUUAAACUCACCCGUGGUCCAAAAAUUGAUAAAGGAGGUGUCAAAAAAGAAGUAAAGGGAGACAUAAUCAACAUUUCCAAAGAUCAUAUUGAUCCUGAAAUCAAGCAUCUAACUUCUUUCUUCAUAGGCAAAUAUUUUGGGAAAAUUCUACUUUGUUAGAAAAUUAAACUCUUUUGAGCGAAAAAAAAAUUAAAUUGUAUUCAAAUUACAGUUAUAAUUAAAAUUUUGCUAAUUCUAUUUAAUUUUUAUGCAUUAGUGGCCUACAUAAAUUUUAUAAUUAAAUUACAUUUUUAUUCUCAAAUUUUGCAACUAUAUAUUUUUAAUUUGUGAUAAGAAAAAAAUUAACCCCAUCAUUUAUAAAAUCUCAAUUAUCUAGACAAUUUUCAACAUUGGAAGAAUCAACACAAUCUAAAUUGGAAUCUAAGCCAGAUCUUCUAAAAAUGAAUAAGCAGUUUAUUGUACCUACAGGCACAGGAGGUAGAUAUAGGGUAGACUAUGUAUUAAAUCAUUCAGAUUUGAUUGGACAAAUUAUUACCAUUAAAGGCUGAGCAAGAACAGUUAGAGUCCAAGGCGGUGGAUCAUUUGCAUUUAUUGAAGUAAAUGAUGGCUCUUCCGUCAAAGGGAUACAAGUUGUCGUCAAUAGUUCUUUCCCAGAUUUCAAUAAACUCAAAGGGACUGGAAUUUCAGUUUCCUGCAAAGGUUUAGUAAUAAAAAGCCCAGGAAAAGGCCAAAGUGUUGAAAUUCAAAUAGAAGACCCAGAGAAGCAUUCAUUUUCUAUUAUUGGAGACUGCGACCAGUCAGAGUACCCAAUUUCCAAGAAAACUCAUACACCUGAAUUUUUAAGAGAAAAAGCUCAUUUAAGAUCAAGAACCAAUUUAAUUGGUGCCGUCUCCCGAGUGAGGAACGCUUUAGCUUUUGCUACACAUUCAUUUUUUAAUUCAAGAGGAUUCCUUUAUAUCCAAACCCCGAUCAUCACUGCUAGCGACUGUGAAGGUGCGGGAGAGCUUUUUAAGCUCUCAUCUGAGAAAAAAGAAGGCAACUCUGAAGAUUUUUUCGGAAAACCAGCUUUUCUUACGUGCUCAGGACAACUUAAUGUAGAAACUUAUUGUUGUGCAUUGUCUGAUGUAUAUACAUUUGGACCAACAUUUAGGGCAGAAAAUUCUCAUACUACAAGACAUUUGGCAGAAUUUUGAAUGAUUGAGCCUGAAAUGGCAUGGGCUGGGCUUGAAGAAAAUAUUGAGUGCUCUGAAAGCUAUUUGAAAUUUUGCAUAAAAUAUGCUUUAGAAAAUUGUGCGGGGGAUUUAGAAUUUUUUGAUAAAUUUGUUGAAAAAGGGCUGAUUCUAAGAUUGAGAAACGUUAUAGAAAGGCCGUUUGAAAGGAUUUCGUAUACAGACGCUAUCAAUAUAAUACAGAAAAGCAAAAAAACAGUUUAAAAUUAUAACAUAAUGAAAUGGAGAAAUUAAUUUUGCUAAUUUUCACUUCCUUAUGGAAUUUUAUUUAUGGGGUUGGGUUUUCUCCCAACAACUUCUGUACAAAAAUAGCGGUUUAAAUUUGGGGACAACUAGAGGCAAUGUUCCACAGUGUAAAAGACUCAGAGUUUUACCUCUUAGCACAUUCGAGGAAGGUAAUCCUUAGGCGGAACUCCCAGAGAAGUUGAAUUAGGCAAGGGCAACGGCAUCGUGCCGAGUUAGAAGCGCGCUGGCCAGUAUGGUAAGCAAUUUAUUUGGGAUGGUCAGACCUUUUGGAUCAGUUUAAAAUUAUUCCAAACUGAGGGGAUGACCUAAACUCAGAGCAUGAAAGAUAUAUAUCUGAAGAAAUAAUAAAAGGGCCCGUCAUAGUGUGCAAUUAUCCUAAAGUCCUCAAAGCGUUUUAUAUGAAGGCUAAUGAUGAUGACAAAACUGUGCAAGCAAUGGAUAUUUUGGUACCAAAAAUAGGAGAAGUUAUAGGGGGAAGCGCUAGAGAAGACAGGCUUGAGCAGCUGGAUAAGAAUUUAGAGUUCAAAAAUUUAGAUAAAGAAAAAUAUUGGUGGUACAGAGACUUAACUCCUCCCUAAAAUUAUUUUGCUUGCUCACAGAGCAGUUAUUUUUUUUAGAUUUUCCCAAUGUUUUUGCUCACUCGCGCCUCAAUUUUCUGACUUUUUUGGUUUUUUAGUCCAAAUUUUUUUGCUUUGAUAGAAUUUUAUCUUUUUUUUUCGAGCAAUUGUCUCAUGAAGAAAAAGUUAUGAUGAAAAUCCGAGGAAAAAGUUUCUAUUAAAUAAAUGACAACGUCGCUCUUGGAGGAAGAGAGUAAGGAAAUUUGGAUCAGUCCCACAUGCAGGGUUUGGAUUAGGGUUUGAAAGGCUAAUUAUGAUGGUCACAGGAGUUGAAAAUAUUCGCGACACAAUUCCAUUUCCUCGGUGGCCUGGGCAUGCAGAAUUUUAA